UCGCACUGAAAACAAAGUCAGUUGAUUUCCAGAGAUUAGAAGAAGUUUUUGCUGCGUUACUCCCCACCUGGACAGACAUGAGCGGAUGUCCGUAUUUUGAGAAGAGACAUUUGUUAUUCAAAAACAAACCUCCAGCUGAUGAGGAUGAGGACGCCUCGCAGGCCGGUGUCAACAAGGCCAGCAAAGGAGGAAUCAUUUAUGGGGACUACCUGCAGCUCGACAAAAUAAUCACAGCUCAGGUUCUGCAAAGUGAAGUGAAAGGCAACAAAAUCCAUGAUGAGCACCUCUUCAUCGUCACCCACCAAGCUUAUGAGCUGUGGUUCAAGCAGAUUUUGUUUGAGCUGGACUCCGUCCGAGAGAUCUUCGUCAGCGGACACGUUCGCGAUGAACGCAACAUGCUCAAAGUCAACACUCGUAUCCACCGGAUUGUGAUGAUCUUCAGACUGCUGGUCGACCAGUUUGCAGUUCUGGAAACCAUGACAGCCCUGGACUUUUUUGACUUCAGGGAAUACCUUACUCCAGCCUCCGGCUUCCAGAGUCUUCAGUUUCGGCUCUUGGAGAACAAGAUCGGUGUGCCGGACAACCUGAGGGUCCCGUACAAUAGACGGCACUACAGAGACAACUUCAAAGGCCAGCAGAGUGAGAUGCUGCUCUCUGCCGAGCAGGAGCCGACUCUCCUGAAGCUGGUUGAGGCGUGGCUGGAAAGAACUCCGGGCUUGGAGGUGGACGGGUUCAACUUCUGGGAGAAACUGAGGAUCAAUAUAUAUGAAGGAUUGAGCAAAGAGAGGCAGAAAACGGAGAAAAUGGCAGAUGGGGAGGAAAAAGAGGAUCGGAAGGCAGAGCAAGCCAAGCAGAGGGAGAUCUUCACCUCUCUGUUUGAUGAAAAGCAUCACGACCACUUGGUCAGCAAAGGUGAGAGGCGGUUCUCCUACAAAGCUCUGCAAGGAGCGCUGAUGAUCUACUUCUACAGGGAGGAGCCCAGGUUCCAGGUUCCCUUCCAGCUGCUCACCUCCCUCAUGGACAUCGACACACUCAUGACCAAAUGGAGAUACAAUCAUGUGUGCAUGGUGCACCGUAUGAUUGGCAGCAAAGCGGGCACAGGCGGCUCGUCUGGAUACCAGUACCUCAGAUCCACUGUCAGUGACCGCUACAAAGUGUUUGUGGACCUCUUCAACCUGGCAACAUUCCUGGUGCCGCGCCACUGGGUGCCCAAGCUGAACCCCAACGUGCACACCUUCCUGUACACGGCGGAGUGCUGCGACAGCUCGUACUGCAGCAGCGAGGAGUCCGACUGAGGCGCUGUUGCACUGCUAGAGCGGGUCGACGCGCCAGCGGUCGCCAAGCGCAUGAGGUGGCAGCCCCACAAAGGACAGAAAACAGUUUAGAUUCAUUCCAUUUAAUGCAAUGUAGAAAAACAGCAGAUUUCUUAAAGAAAAUAUACACAUUUAUGAAUUAAAAAAAUAUAUACAAAAGUUUUUUUCACAUUCAAAGAGGAGAAACCUCUUUUUUUACUGUUAAACUCAAGUGAGCAGAGUGCUGCCUCAUGUCCCGUCACAUAUGAGGGAGGCGGCACCGACUGACCUGGAGCCGCUCGGAUCAGGGAGGCGGGGGGGCGGGCGGGCAGGACAAGGCUUCAGGGUUCUCAAACAAAUCCAACAGGAGAGCUUUGGCUAAAGUGAAUCAGGUUCCAGCCAUAUCUCUAUUUAUGAAAACACAUUCAUGUCUUGAUCAGACAGCAGGACUCCUUCAUCCUGUCACAGACAGCUAAAGUGGAUUUAUUCUGUAUAGUAUUCUAUGUGUAUUCUAUGUAUUUAUGCUGUGAUUAAUGUAAUCCUUGGUGUACAGAUGUAAAUCUCAGUCCUGUUCAAACUUGUAUUUAAUGUGAUGCAUAAUGUGUACAGUAAAGGUUAUGAGCAGCA
Oryzias latipes (Japanese medaka) is the source of this 1919-nucleotide messenger RNA. RefSeq names its product tryptophan 2,3-dioxygenase a (gene tdo2a). The record is from RefSeq and is a predicted model, not a curated record. NCBI's taxonomy places the organism in Eukaryota, Metazoa, Chordata, Actinopteri, Beloniformes, Adrianichthyidae. Gene Ontology annotation, molecular function: heme binding; metal ion binding; L-tryptophan 2,3-dioxygenase activity.